AUGGGGCAGACGACAGUCUUCAGAUUGCCCACGAUGGCUUCAAGACAGCUUACUCCAACCGGACUUUUUAACAUGUACGGUGUGGGCCAUUACUUCGCAGUGGAUCCUCGCAUGGCCAACCACUUUGUACGCAGUUGCCGGGAUGUACCCGAAAGGUCCCGGACAAUUCUGUUGUGCCGUGUUGCGGCUGGUGCUUGCAAGACGAGGGAGCCCAUAACGAUGCAUGUGGAUCACUGCCGGACGCAGCACAUGGGGUGCAAGUUCUGGGCCUGCCGCGAGUUGCGGGCCAAGCAACUAAGACAGCCCGAGAACCAGCAAGCUCCAGCAGGUUCACAUUCAUGCACGUCGAAGAACAGGGUUGAGGUGAUCGUCUUUGAGAAUCAUCACGCAUAUCCGGCUUACCUUCUGGAAUACACCUGCCCGUCUCUUGCCGAUUUUGAUCCCUACAGGAACCUGAAGCAGCUGGCCAGUUUUGACCCACGUGCAGACCGCUCAAACUGGAGCGUUCAAUUCAAAGCCAGGCGGGCCUUGAUUCUCGGAGGUAUUGGAUUUUGCGGUGACAUGGCCUAUGCAGAGACACUCGCAGAAUAUGCAAAGAGCGCUUUGCCAGAGAUGGUGUGGGAGCAGCAGCGCUGCAGUCCACCAGAAGUCUGCGGCAUGCUUUCAAAGUUUGAUGUUGUGCUGGUUUGCGAUAUGUACAUCGACUUGCCACGGAAGUUAUGGAGUCCAAAGUUGGACCAUGCUCUGAAAGAGUUUGUGCUAAAAGGAGGAUUUGUGGCCUUUAUGGGCGGUGAGCCGUUGGCGAAAGAGCGAAUCUGGAAGGAUGUUUUUGGACUCUCAUGGACAUUCGCUGGCGAGACAGGCUGCGACUGCGUCAAGUCAUUCAUGUGUGAUCUGCCUUGCAUGGCAGAUGCUCCGGAAAAGUUGGAGGAGAUGAAGCUGAUGCCUUUGCGCAACGUUCCCCAAACAGAGCGCAUUUACCCGUUGGAGAUAUUCCCAGAUUCAGAUCUAGAUGAUCCCGAAACACCUGCGGAGUCACUUCUAUGUGGUGUAGCACUGGCAGAGCAUGGACUCGGUUCCAUCGCGAACAUGGGUGAGAUGCGGUAUCUAGACCCAGAGUUUUGCCCGGAGGGCUCCGAGUUCUCCUGGUGGGAUGCCUUGCUGUGCCUAGUGAAGGGGCACGCACACCUAAGCCAACCCUUCCGCAAGCACUCGAGGUGGCUUUUUCGCAGGGCUAUGAAGGCAUUGAGGAUGACGACAUGCCUUCGAUGCUGUUCUUACAGCCAACGCUGA
Symbiodinium sp. CCMP2592 is the source of this 1293-nucleotide messenger RNA. NCBI's taxonomy places the organism in Eukaryota, Dinophyceae, Suessiales, Symbiodiniaceae. The record is from the annotation of a GenBank genome assembly.